CGUCAUCCUCCAUCCACAAUCCCGCUCCACUCAAACCUUCGAGUACAUCAAGCCCACAUCAAUGGACAAGCACGUAUGACAGACAAUAUACCCCACAAACUCUAUACCGGCAGAUCCGAACAUUGAAAUCUCGACCUUGGCCUGCGAGGACGUCUCUUCGGCGGCUGUCCAAAUGCCCGAGCCGGAUCCCGGGCGCAAACUGGCCAGCUCAUGAAACACCUGGGUCGGUGCUUCAGCGAACCAUCCAGCAAGUGCACAUGCGGCUGCAGACAUGUCGAGAGUGCAGUGAUCUUCCCACAAUUCAUCUUCUUCCACCCAACCACUAUUGUUAUGGUCGUCACUGCUUGACAAUCUGAGACAUCAGCUCCUCCCUAGUCGCGGUGGAUUGUGCGGCUCCGAGAAGCCACGCCACUCGGAGUUUGCUCCUGUCUCUAGUUCUCUGUCUCCCCUGAAGCCACCCCCCUCAGGCAUAAUAAACCGUUCUCUGGCCCUCUGGACUUCUGCCGACAUCCUGUUUGAGGCCUCUAACCUAGCCGGGCAGGCUCUGGACUUUCAGCACCUUCGUCAUGGCUCAUCUAUCUACCUAUGGUGCCGACUUCUCGGUGACCAAGAAGAAGGCGAUCGAGGAUGCAAAGAAGAUGCAGGUUGUGGUUGAGGACGAGUGCAACAAAGCGGAACAAGAAGUGCCCCCGUACCUGCUCAGAGAGCUGAUUGGCAAAGGUAGCUUCGGCCGGGUGUACAAGGCCACAGACCUCAAAACGAGCCAGUUGGUCGCAGUCAAGAUCAUUGACAUCGAGGAGUCCGACACCCUCAACCCGAAACUCGCCGACACCUACUCUGAGUUCCUGAAGGAGAUCAAUGCACUCAAACUGCUCAACGAGGGCGGAGCCAAGAACAUUAAUCAUGUGUUGGACGCCCUGCCCGUCGGCCAGUCCAUGUGGAUGGUCACCGAAUACUGCGCCGGAGGGAGUGUGGCCACCUUGAUGAAGCCGACAGCUCCUGGAGGUCUCCAAGAGAAGUGGAUCAUCCCGAUCCUAAGAGAAGUCGCCGAAGCCGUUCACUGGGUUCACAAAGCCGGUAUCAUACACAGAGACAUCAAGUGUGCCAAUGUGCUCAUCACUGAGGCAGGUGGUGUCCAACUCUGCGAUUUUGGCGUUUCGGGCGUGAUCGAGACAAAGUUCGACAAGCGGUCUACCUUCAUAGGAACACCACACUGGAUGGCACCGGAACUUUUCGACCCUUCGGCCUCAUACGGUGUCGAGGUGGACAUUUGGGCUUUUGGUUCGAUGGUCUUCGAAAUCGCCUCAGGCCUGCCACCCAACGUCAUGGCUGGUAUAGAUAUCACGCAGCUUGGCGGCUAUCUGAAGCAGAACACGCCGAGACUCGAAGGAAACAAAUACUCAGAAAAGCUCAAGGAUCUCGUCUCAUUCUGCCUGGUGGAAGACCCCGCGCAAAGACCUACCAUCAACGAUGUGCAGCGUCAUCCAUAUCUGCACAAUACUAGCUCCUCACACCCUACCUCAUCCCUGGCAAUGCUGGUCAGGGCUUUCAGAGUCUGGGAGUCCCAAGGCGGGAGUCGGAAAUCAUUGUUCGCCUUUGGCGGAGCCCAAGGACCGUCAGGACCAGACCUAUCAUCAACAGCCAUGUCUAAUGACGAAUGGAAUUUCAGCACAACACUCGCCUUUGACCAACGCGUCAUGAACAGCACGGAUGCCCAGGCUGUUUAUGACGUCUAUGGGUCUAAUGUGGACCUGAUGGAGGCCACGCCACAGCCGUACAGGUCGAAAAGGCGAAGGCCGCCGCCAAAUCUUCCUGUGAUGAGGGCACCGCUAGAGAAGAUAUUCGAUCCUAACACCAUAACGAGCUAUAACGAGAAUGCUCGAAAGUACUACGGGAAGCCCCCAUCACCUCCUACCGCAGACUUCACGUCAGAUCUGCCGCUAAGAGAUAGCUCGCACAACGCGACAUUGAGGGAAUCACUGAUCGACCUCGACGCCUCACUUCACGGCAGCGACCUCUCGAGGUUUGCCGAUAUGAACACGGUGAGGGCGAGUAUGCGACGAUCAAACGAGUACGAUUUCGGAGAGGAUUAUAGCAGAGCCCCGAACAGCGACCCGGAAAUAGUGCUCGCUGCAAGCAACCGGAAGACGCAAGACUGGAAAUUCCCAGCCAUGGUACCCCCAGCAUCCGCGAGCGCGGACAUGUCUCAUUUCCCCUUGAACGAGGAUCGGAAUAGCAACCCGGACUCAGCAAGCGACUGGAAAUUCCCGGCGCCUGCUGAUUACCAACCUGCCUCGGCCAGCGAGUGGAAGUUUCCUGACCCUGGCAGUCGGCCACCAUUGUUGCACCACCCCACGGAGCCAUUAGGCUCCUCGCCAAGCUACAACGAGAGCCUCCUGGUUCCCAGGGCAGCCUCGCAGAUGGAGAACCGCGCGUCGGUCAGCAGUCUAAUAGACCUGGAUGAGAGUCUCCCGGAUCCUAUCGCACCGGCAGACAUAAUACGCCCAUCAACUGCCAACUCGGACGUCGGGUCCGAGAUAGGUGGCGCCUUUGACUUGGAGAAGCAUGCGUCAUAUUAUCCUCUGCCCUCCACAAACCGCGAGCCAUCCAUCUACAUCUCGGACGAGUCGGAUUUUGCGGGGCUAGCGGGCCACCGACAGACGAGAAGCAUCAAUAUGAUGGGCGGAAUUCCGGAAGUAGACGAACGGCAGAGGCGGCACACGGGCGCUUUCAUCGACGACGCACAUCUCUACUCCGGGGACGAAUACAACGGCAGCGAGGACUACAUGAUGACGGGAUCCUCGACGGCGACCCGCUCUCAGGCCAGCUACCAGCACGGCCGAGGCCCCAGCGGGGAUUCCGACUACACCAUGACGGGGUCCACAGUCAGGACACCGUCCAUGUCGUCGUUAAACUCUGCCUACCAGAGAGACGGCAUGGCGAGUGCGAGUGAUGGCAGCCUGCUGCCACCAUUGCCGGCACCGCCUUCGGAGAGGGUGAUGAUGGGCGAGGGAGGUGAGCUCAUGAGGGAUGAGUUCCUGAAAUUGCUCGAGGGCAUGACCAGCCACCUCAGCUUCACGGGGGAGUUCGUGGGGAAUCUUCCGACCAGGAAAUCUGGGCGGGGACAAGAGACUCAAAAUGGACAGUAAGGCUGUCUCCAAGGGAAAGGUUCUGUAUGAUUAUUUUAGUGUGAUGUGAUGUGUAUGACUUUAUUUGACUUUUAUGGGCAAUGCGGAUUUGGAAUUUAGGAAACAGAGCAUGCAUGGAUACUUGAUGGAAUUUCAGGGAGGCAAGCGAGAACGUUAUGAAGGAUGUUCAGUGAUGUUGGGAUUGGCUGGUUGGUUUCAUGAGCUGUCGGAUGGAUGAGCGCUGCCUUGCUGCAAUGGCUGCAAUUGGAUUAUUUUUUUUUAUAUAUAUAUAUGAGACUAAUGACUUUGAA
This is a messenger RNA of Diaporthe batatas, 3439 nucleotides long. RefSeq lists its product as uncharacterized. Bases 567 to 3149 code for a protein of 860 amino acids. Gene Ontology annotation, molecular function: protein kinase activity; ATP binding. The record is from RefSeq and is a predicted model, not a curated record. The transcript is spliced from 2 exons. Gene Ontology annotation, biological process: protein phosphorylation. NCBI's taxonomy places the organism in Eukaryota, Fungi, Ascomycota, Sordariomycetes, Diaporthales, Diaporthaceae.